This is a messenger RNA of Penaeus chinensis, 564 nucleotides long. RefSeq names its product pinopsin-like. Gene Ontology annotation, molecular function: G protein-coupled receptor activity. The transcript is spliced from 4 exons. Gene Ontology annotation, cellular component: photoreceptor outer segment; membrane. The record is from RefSeq and is a predicted model, not a curated record. The coding region runs from base 1 to 564 and encodes 187 amino acids. Lineage: Eukaryota; Metazoa; Arthropoda; Malacostraca; Decapoda; Penaeidae. Gene Ontology annotation, biological process: G protein-coupled receptor signaling pathway.
AUGAUGGCCCUCUCGGCGGCGCGGACGGCCCAUGCCGGCAACAGCGGACUCCAGGCCGGCGUGGCAAGGGCCGAGCGUCGAGUGGCCCUCAUGGUAGUAGUCAUGGGACUGACUUUCCUGCUGGCCUGGACGCCCUACUCGGUCAUGGCCCUGAUUGUGGCCUUCGGUGACCCUACCCUGGUGACCCCCGGGGCCGCGGUAGUGCCAGCUAUCUUCGCCAAAUCGUCGUGCAUGUAUAACCCAAUUAUUUACGUGGGACUUAACACUCAGUUCCGAUCAGCGUGGUCUCGGCUCUUGUGUUGUCGCGAGGAGGAGCACACGUUGGCUCACGGUGGACAGACGACAGAGAAGGUCAGUUUGACGGUCUUCACUGAGCAGAGUCCACAACCGGAAUCGUUCAAGCAUCGCUCUCAUGUCGCUCCUCUGCUUCCUCCUCUCGGUGCUCUGAUAGCAUGCGCUUCUAAAGGAAUUAGAAAAAAUCAUAUUCUUCAUCAGGCCACACAGCUGCUCCCGACGAGGAAAGGCUUCACUGCUUCUUGCCAAGGAUCUCUUUUUCUAUAUUAG